ACUAAAAAUGGGGAACAUGUAUAAGACUCGAGAGGCCGGGAAUGAAUUCGCGACGUUUCCAGUUUUCGUCCUUCCAUCCAUAAAGAAAAAUCCGACGGUUGAAAACGAAUAUAGAAAAGAGAAUAGCGUGUGUUGGGGUUACUAGAGUAUUCCGUCCCCGCCAAGAAUCUACAGGCUCACAUCGAGCCACAAGGCCUCAAACCUGUCGCAUCCAUUGCGCGCCACGUUCUUCAUUCUCCUCUCCCCCAAUUUCCUCUGCCCAAAAACUUCACAACCUAAACUCUUCUGCUUCAUUAAUCGUUUGUUCGAUUUUUGACACCGAAAUCCACACACAUUUAGAGAGAAUUCGUUGGUGGGUACGAAUAGAACUUUCGAACAAGGAAUUGCUUACAGUUUAAUCGGAUAUGAGUUCGACUCUUUCGCGGUUGAUCCAUUCGAGAUCAUCGUUUCCCAAGUUGUAUACGAUGGCCGCUUGUCGGAGUGGAAGACCGUUUUCAACAGAUUCUAAUAAGAUCGAUGAACCGUUCAAGGUUGAGGAAGCUGAAACAGUUAAUGUUCCCCCACCUCCAACUGAGAAGCUGCUGGUGCUGGGUGGAAAUGGAUUUGUGGGCUCUCAUAUCUGUCAAGAAGCUUUAAAUCGUGGUCUUACAGUUGCUAGCCUUAGUAGGUCAGGAAGAUCAUCAAUACGUGAUUCUUGGGCUAACCAUGUAAUUUGGCAUCAAGGAAACCUUCUUUCACCUGAUUCAUUGAAUGAAGCUUUUGAUGGCGUUACAGCUGUUAUCUCUUGCAUUGGUGGUUUUGGCUCUAAUUCUCAAAUGUACAAGAUUAAUGGGACGGCAAAUAUCAAUGCAAUCAGAGUUGCUUCAGAUAAAGGUGUGAAGAGAUUUGUAUACAUCUCUGCGGCUGAUUUUGGCUUGGCUAAUUACUUGCUACAAGGAUAUUAUGAGGGAAAGCGAGCAGCUGAGACAGAACUCCUCACUAAAUUUCCUUAUGGAGGAGUGAUUUUGAGGCCGGGAUUUAUUUAUGGGACCCGUAAUGUUGGGAGCAUGAAGUUGCCUCUGGGAGUAAUUGGUUCUCCUUUGGAAAUGGUUCUUCAACACGCCAAACCACUACACCAGCUACCACUCAUUGGUCCCCUAUUUACUCCUCCGGUAAGUGUGACAUCUGUGGCGAGGGUUUCUGUUCGGGCAGCAACAGAUCCCGUCUUUCCCCCUGGCAUCAUUGACAUCUAUGGUAUACAAAGAUACAGUCAACACAAGUCGAAAUAGAUUUGAUAAGAGACGUAAAGACACGAACAUUUUCUGUCCUUAUGGCAUAUAUAAAUAUAUUAGAGAAAAUCCAAAUCUAAAUGUCGGUUGUGUCUUCUCACUUGAUGGGAUUUACUUUGACAGUUUGUGUAGUGGGUUGAAGAUGAAAGACGGUUCAUUUUCAUGUAUCUGGUGCCAAUAAUAUCGUGCAGAGAUCUGCAAAUUCUUUUGAUAA
Molecule: messenger RNA, 1482 nt
Organism: Cucumis melo (muskmelon)
Lineage: Eukaryota; Viridiplantae; Streptophyta; Magnoliopsida; Cucurbitales; Cucurbitaceae
Exons: 10
Coding region: 405-1268 (287 amino acids)
Cellular component (GO): mitochondrion
Molecular function (GO): protein-containing complex binding
Source: RefSeq, a predicted model, not a curated record